AUGAUAGGGGUUACACAAAACCGUAAUGGAGACGAUUCUGUCAUGUCAGAUGUCGAUUUGACAAAUUUGCACUCGUUCAGUUCAGUCACAAGUACAUCAACUGUGCAAGAUCAAUUAUUCUCUAAGAGCGAAGACGAGUUACUUUUCUCUCAGAACAAAAGAAUUAAAUUAAAGGAUCUUAGUUGUGGCGGAACGUUAAUUGAAAAUUCGAGUCAUGUGCUCAAUUACAUUUACGAUGCAGCAAACGAAUUGGAAAAUCCUUGUAUCACCGAAUUUCAUGAUAAGAAGAAAGACCAUUCCGUGACCCUAUUAUUAGCUCCAGAUAGCAAAGAAGUACUUAUUUCGGAUCUGAAUGCCCAAUUAAGGUCAUCCAUUUACGAAAACUCAACCGAUCUUUCUAUGGGACGUAUACGUAAAGUAGAGACGUCAGCAACGGCAACUAUCAGUGGGAAAGUUGUUAUUAAUGUAGAAAAUAGUUGGUAUCCCUUGCUUAUCAAAUCGUUUAAGGUAAAAUUAUGUUGUUACACCACAGAAAUGGUAAAUUACAUCGAUAAAGACCAAAAAAUCUAUAGGCCUCUAAAUGGAGAUCUCGAUGAUUUAUCAAAUUGCAAAGAGAGAACAUCAUUCGCUUACCUCAAUAAAUAUUGUAGUGAAAAUCCUAUCAAUAUGCUACCUUUACAACAAAUCUCCAUUGAUUUAAUAAAAGUUGGCGAAGCAGAUUGUACUAAACUCUUAUUAUUAUCCAAGGGGAAAUAUGCGUUCCCAUUCACAAUUAAUAUAAGACCCAAUGAGUUCCCUGCUGAUUUAAAUACAAUGUUUGGAAAAACUUGCUACAGAGUGGAAUCUUUAAUAUCUUUGCAUAACAUAGAGAAAAAAGGAGCUGAUAGAGAAGAUCAAAUAAUUCUAACUGAAAAGAUUAAUUUUUCUCGUGUGUUACCGAUGAUGGAAAUUAAUAUGAGAUAUGAGCCCAGUUCAGUAAUGGGAGCAUGGGAUCGUGCUCAAUUAUUUUAUGAGAUUUCACUAUCAACUAGAAUAUUUGAAAUCAACAGAAAAUUCAAUUUGUCCUUUGAAUAUUACACAUUGGUCCCCAAUUUUCACGUUAAAAAAAUGGCAAUAUCAUUAAUACAAUAUGUUACUAUACCUUCAGUUGUAGUCAAUGACACACCAGAUUACUAUUUCUUCGACUACAGUACCAAAUUAACAAAAACCAUUAGAUACGUUUAUAAAUUAAGAGAAUUUAAAAUGGAGGAAAAGAAUGGCGUGGGAUAUAAUGAGGAAACAGGAGAAAAAAUUAAAGCCCCAAAACUUUGUGAAAUCCAGGAUCUAGUGAUCUCUAAUUUUAUCGAUGAAGAAAAACGGUUGAAGAAUUCAAUUUCACCAUUUUAUUUUGAAGAGAGUAGUAUAAACAAGGGAAUGGCAAGGAUAAAAGUUACACAUAAGUUGACUGUGACAUUAACUAUCGAAAAAAACGGAGGGAAGAAUGAAACUGUCCUGUUGAUUAUUAAGAUACCGGUAUUAUUAGUUGGACCAGGGAUGUUGGAGAAUUUAACAUUACCAAAAUAUGAACCCUUCCAGAGCUUGCAUGAUAUAUCGAAUAAUCAGGCACCACCAUACUCCCACGGUACUACGAAUAAUAUGUAA
Kazachstania africana CBS 2517 is the source of this 1641-nucleotide messenger RNA. It is a transcript of the gene SPO23, whose product is annotated as Spo23p. Bases 1 to 1641 code for a protein of 546 amino acids. The transcript has a single exon. The record is from RefSeq and is a predicted model, not a curated record. Lineage: Eukaryota; Fungi; Ascomycota; Saccharomycetes; Saccharomycetales; Saccharomycetaceae.